AUGCCGUGUCUUUAAAAUAGAGAUGGUAGCGAUAAGUCAAUUCGUUUAUGUUUAUGGGAUGUUAAGACAGGAUAAUUAAAAGCCAUAUUAGAUGGUCAUAGUAAUUAUGUACGAUCAGUAUGUUUCUCACCAGAUGGAGCUACUUUAGCAUCUGGUAGUAAUGAUAAGUCAAUCCGUUUUUGGGAUGUUAAGACAGGUUAAUAAAAAACCAGAUUGGAUGGUCAUAGUAGUUUGGUCUCUUCAGUAUGUUUCUCACCAAAUGGAACUUCCUUAGCCUUAGGUAGUUAUGAUAAGUCAAUCCGUUUAUGGGAUGUUAAGACAGGAUAAUUAAAAGACAUAUUGGAUGGUCAUAGUAAUUUUGUACGAUCAGUAUGCUUCUCGCCAGAAGGAGCUACUUUAGCAUCAGGUAGUAGCGAUAAGUCAAUUUGUUUAUGGGAUAUUAAGACAGGAUAAUUAAAAGCCAAAUUGGAUGGUCAUAAUGAUGCUGUUUGGUCAGUAUGCUUCUCGCCAGAUGGAACUAUCUUAGCUUCCUGUAGUGAUGAUAAGUCAAUUCGUUUAUGGGAUGUUAAGACAGGAUAAUAAAAAACCAAAUUGGAUGGUCAUAGUGAUUAUGUAAGGUCAGUAUGUUUCUCACCAGAUGAAACUAUUUUAGCAUCAGGUAGUUAUGAUAACUCAAUUCGUUUAUGGGAUGUUAACAAAGGAUAAUAAAAAGUCAAAUUAUCUGGUCAUACUGAUUUUGUUUUUUCAGUAUGCUUCUCACCAGAUGAAACUACUUUAGCUUCUGGUAGUGGGGAUAACUCAAUCAGAUUAUGGGAUAGUAAAACAGGAUAAUAAAAAGCCAAAUUAGAUGGUCAUAGUAGUUCUGUAUAAUGAGUAUGCUUCUCACCUGAUGGAACUACUUUAGCAUCUGGUAGUGGGGAUAACUCAAUCAGAUUAUGGGAUAUUAAAACAGGAUAAUAAAAAGCCAAAUUAGAUGGUCAUGAACAUUAUGUCCUAUCAGUAUGCUUCUCACCAGAUGGAACUACUUUAGCAACUGGUAGUAGUGAUAACUCAAUCAGAUUAUGGGAUGUUAAAACAGGAUAAUAAAAAACCAAAUUAGAUGGUCGUAGUGAUUCUGUUUAUUCAGUAUUCUUCUCACCAGAUGGAACUACUUUAGCAUCUAGUAGUGAUGAUAACUCAAUCAGAUUAUGGGAUUUUAAAACAGGAUAUUAAAUAUAACCUUCAGGUUAAAAAUACAAAAAUCUACUAGCAUAAUUUAUAAAUUAAAAUAACCCCUUUGCAGAAGGUAAUAAUUUUUAAUUACUUCUUUUUUAAAUAUACUCCUAAUUUCCCAAUCCCUAAUAUUUUAAGCAAAAACACCUCUGA
Messenger RNA from Paramecium sonneborni, 1365 nucleotides. The record is from the annotation of a GenBank genome assembly. NCBI's taxonomy places the organism in Eukaryota, Ciliophora, Oligohymenophorea, Peniculida, Parameciidae.